UAAACUUAAAUUAUACUGUAUUAAAAUGUCGCGAAAAGCACGAACGGCCCAUUGUCAAAAUUGUCCAAACUUCGAGAUUGAGUUUUAAGAUAUGAAUAUUAACAGUAUUUUUAAUACAGGUAAAAACGUCAAAAUAUUCAACUGUGACGUAGUCAGAAUUAUGAACGUCAUUUUCAUACGUCAUUGAAAGCCGUUUUUAAUUGAGCAGAGGAUAUUUCAAGGAGUUUACGGCAAGAACAUGUCUUUGAAAACGCCAGAAAAAGCGGCGGAUCGCAUGGAACAGCGCGCCAUCAUUAAAAUCUGCGUAGACUCGGGGAAUACACCUAUCGAAAUUAACGAAACAAAUGAUGGAGAACACAAAAAGGCAUCGACACAUAUCAAGAUCACUAGUCUACACGUGGCACAAACGAUUUUCGGAUGGAGUUUGCGAUUUAAAAGACGCUGAAAGAAGUGAAAGGCCUUUGCUUUGUGACGAUAUAACGAAAUCCCGCAUUCAUGACAUUGUCAUGAAGGACAGACGUCUGACGUUAAGAGAAGUCGCGUCAAUAAGUGAUGUUAUAUAGCAAAUCUUCGGUUUUUAAUAUCCUCACUGAAGACUUCUGUAUGAGUCGUGUUUGCGCAAGAUGGGUGCCCAGACUUUUAUCUGAUGAGCACAAAAAAGACGAAUGCAGACAAGUAAGGCUUUCAUACAGAAUUUCAAAAGAGGAGGAGAGAAGUGGCUUGACAGAAUCAUUACUACGGACGAGACUUGGCUGCAUCAUUUUGAUCCAGAAACAAAAACAGAAUCCAGCAUUUGGAAACACCGGGAUUCACAAGCACCGAAAAAGGCAAAGGUUGCGAAAUCCAUGGGUAAACAAAUGUACAUAUUCUUUGCUGAUCGGCACGGAAUGAUUUUGGUCCACGCUGUACCCUCCGGUCAGACGGUGAAUGCUGCAUACUACUCCAAGGUGUUACGCCGCGACCUAGUUAAGGCAAUUAAGAAAAAACGCCCUGCCAUGGCUGUGGACCUUGGAAAUAUCAUCCUACACCAAGAUAAUGCACCAGCACAUACAGCAACUUCCACGUGUCUGGAAAUCGAACUCCUAGGAUACGAUCUUCUUGAACACCCGCCAUACAGUCCGGAUCUUGCUCCGAUGGAUUUUGCAAUUUUUCCUUUCAUCAAAUCACAGCUAAGAGGAGUAAGAUUUGAGGAUUCUGAUGAACCUAAAUAUGCUACUCGGACCAUUGUAUCUAAAAUCGACAGUAAAUGGUAUUCGGAUGUGUUCGAUUCAUGGCUAAGAAGGUGUGAGAAGUGUUUGCAGUGCAAAGGUGACUACGUUGAAAAGUAACAGAAACCAACGCGCUACGUACAACGUUAUAAAAACGUCGUGUAACCGUCAGACUCGUAGUUCGUCUGCACUAGAUAAAAGCAGAGGUGUCGUGACAUAUUAACAAAAGAAACUUAUUUUUAACAAUGUGUAAUUGAUCGUCUAUUCCAGUGGAAUGGGACAAUGCAUUUCUGUGCAACUUAAAUAUGGCAGGCAGUCAGGCCUGAAAAGCUCUUAUUUAUCUAUCUACCCAGUGUUCCUUAAUGUUGAGAAUGUAAUUGUUGUAGUCCAAAUGUCUAACCGAAAUUACUGUAAUCAACCUCAGGGAAAGGCACAUUUUGAAGUCGAGUAGUUUAUAGCUGAACCCAAUAGAAUUUUAAACUUGAAAUUUUGAAAAUAGAUUAGCACUACAUGCAAGAAAAAAUACAACAUAUGCAUAUAUGCCAUUUUAAAGUUCUUUAAGAAUUUUUAUAAAAACAGUUGUUCGCAAAAUUGCACGAAACGGUAUCGCCCAUUUUUUUUAUGCAGCAUGCACCCAUAAUCAAACAGAGUUCUAGUGACCUGCUCUUCAUAAUGGAAAUUUAGCAAAUAAUCUCUUAUCUUCCGUAACUAAUAGUCUCUCAGAAAAUCUUCGUCUCUGCUUUUAUAUAUUAUGUACAUUUUAGCUUUUCGCAUACCGAUGGAUAACAAAUCCUGUUUCUUAAACUUAUUGAAAAAGAAGGCUUUUAAACUUCAAGGUUCUUCAUGACUCAAAUAAAUAGAAUAGCGAACCAUGUGCAGAAAGUAGUGGAGACGUACUCUUUAUAUCUACAUUGCAUAUAUAAUAUCUGUAUUUGCACCUGAAACAUUAACAUGGUGAUUUUGAAAACAUUUAAAUAAUUUCAGUUAGGAGCAUUGACGUGCUAGAUAAAACAUCCCACUGCAUUGCAUUGUCGAAGCAAAUUUAAUAUCAAGAUGUAUUCCAUAUUCACAUAAUAGCCGUUUCCUUAAUAUCAUAAAUACCAAAAGAGUUCUGAUGAAUAUGCGUUCAUGUUAUUUAAAAUGUCAAGACACUGUUUAAUUUAUAAGUCAUUUUGUGAAGCUGUGUCCGUAUUUUAACUGUUCGCGAUGACCGUAUAUACAACUAUAAAUUUUCGGGCCUUUCCGACAAGCGGAAAAAAUCGAGCUCUGUCGAAAAAGGCCAAUAAGUUGUGAUUGUAUCAAAUACAAUCACAACUUAUUGGCCUUUUUCGACUGGUGAAUAAGAACAUAAGAUUCUUAUGUUCUUAUUCACCAGUUCAAACGAACAUAAAUUAUUUAUAAAUUAAAAACUCAAACACAUAUGUAGGAACUGCUUCGCCUGCGUCUGUGCAACAUACUUAAUUAUAAUUUAAAAUUUUUACAGCAAGUAUAAUUAUUCAUUUAAUC
Messenger RNA from Magallana angulata, 2714 nucleotides. Its product is annotated as histone-lysine N-methyltransferase SETMAR-like. Gene Ontology annotation, molecular function: nucleic acid binding. The record is from RefSeq and is a predicted model, not a curated record. The transcript is spliced from 2 exons. The coding region runs from base 666 to 1328 and encodes 220 amino acids. Lineage: Eukaryota; Metazoa; Mollusca; Bivalvia; Ostreida; Ostreidae.